Messenger RNA from Guillardia theta CCMP2712, 3081 nucleotides. RefSeq lists its product as hypothetical. The transcript has 2 exons. Lineage: Eukaryota; Cryptophyceae; Pyrenomonadales; Geminigeraceae. The record is from RefSeq and is a predicted model, not a curated record. Bases 1 to 3081 code for a protein of 1026 amino acids.
AUGACCCUUUCAAACCAGGAGAAGGAGAAGAAGAAAGUCGAGAACAAAUGCAGGCAUGAUCCGUCACAAUGGCGCUCGUCGAACCAGCUGACUCCAACAAUCUGCACGGUGAUGCUGGGAAGGAGAACAGAAAACGAAGUAAGCCAGGCGAUCGAACACUUCAGUCAAGUGGGCCAAUGCCAAUGUGGCAAGAGGGUGAUUCUAUGCAAGUACUGCCCCUUGUCGGGCGACAAGUUGGCCGAGAAGCUUCCAAAGAAUUGUGGACAAAGAACUCCCAAUCCUAUCAUUUUCGACAACAGAGCUACUAAGAAUGCGGUUGACUCCCAUUCAAAUGGAGCUUAUCACAGGUAUUGGAAAUCUCUACAUGACAGGAUGGUUUCUGGACGAGGGCUGGACAUUGCUGAGGCCAUUGAUGACUUUCCUGACUACUCGUUUGGGUCACCAUCAGUGCUUGACUCAGAGACAUCGUUUUCCACACCUAACAGUGAACUGUUCCUGAGUAAGUCGAAUGGACAACAGAUGUUCAGCCAAUCGCCGAUUGAAGGGAUCAUGAACGAUGAUCUUUCAUCGAAAUGUGAUCAGGUCGGCUCGACGGGAUCAAGCCUUUCUAAUGUGAGCCAGUCCAUGGAUGGGAGCGUGAUUGAGAGCAAGAACCCUACCCCAAACUCAGAAGCGGGGAUGAGUGAAGAUGCAUGGUUCGAGAUGCAAGCAAGGUGUCUCAGAGAAAGAAACAUGCAAACAGUUGCAGACAACUCUUGGAAACCGUUUCCGACUGAAGUUUUGAAUGAGAGAGCAAGACCAUCGUUCUCCAACACUGCAAAUGGACAUUCUUCAGAUCCCACUAAGAUUUUGCCGGCGAUUAACCUCGAAACUGAUUACAUGUCAUUUGUCAAAUUUCACGGACUUACAAAUGGCUGGCCAGAUUUUGUGUUUCAAGAAGACUUCAUCAAGCCAUCCUUAAACGAAGUGGUGGCGUACGCCAAGAAACACAAACACCUUCCAGGCGUGAUACCAGAGAAAAAUGUCAACGAGGGUGAUUUUUCUUGUCAAAGGGAGAUCGCAAGCGUGCUUCAGUAUGUAGAAAUGCUGGUCCUGUGGGCGAAAGAGCUGAGUGACUGUAAUAAGCUGUUGGAAGAGCAGGUUGGUGAAUUUAAGAAAGCUCAUUCGACUGGUGAUGAAAGAGAACUGAUGAUGAAAAUCUCAAAGUUACUCAGCAACAUUGUGACCAAGAGGUGCAUUCAGCAACUUCAACUUUCUAGGCCGCAGGGAGCUGAACUUCUUCAGUGGAUGAGAGAGAAUGGUUUGAUUUGCUUCGCUCGCGUGUUUGCUAAGAACGGCUUACAUUCCUUGGAGCACGUUGCGAACCUAGACCAACAAGAUUGUGAGAACUUAACAGUGUCGUUGGAGAACCUGGGUUCUGUUGGAAAGCGUAUUGAAUUGCAAAUAGCCGUCCAGAAUCUGCAAGGGGAUAUAAGAGCGAAAGACAUGAACUACAGACUGCAGCGAUUCUCCGACUGUCAAAUACCCUUUUGGUCGGCCUGGUCUAGCGCAGGUGCGGUCGAGGUCCUUUUAACGAAGAGCUACGUGCAACUGCUGAGCUUCGUUCUCGGCAUGUCGCUGAUUGUGAGCACCCUCUACUCCCUUGCUUCGGUGUGCAUGCCUGACUCCUUGGGAAUCGCCCGGUCGACAGCGCCUCCGACUCUAGUAAGGCUGACCAGGUGGCCGCUCAAUCUGUUUGAAGGGUUGCUGUGGCUCAAGACUGUAUAUGACGCGAGGAUGAAGUGCCCCAUGGCAGCUUGUGGGGUUGCGACUUUCAACCUCAGGCUGAUGACAAUCAACUUAUACAUCCAAGUGCUGCUGGAAGUCAAGAACAGCCUCAGCGGCGACUCCUCGCAGUCAUGCCCUGGGAGCAUCUGGCAGGGAGUUCUGCUGCAGGAUACUCUGGCCCUCCCAGUCAUGACUCUGAUAUCCUACGGUUGUUCGAAUCGUCAAAGACAGCUCUUGUCGUUCUUGUGGAUCAUUGGAUGUUACCUACUGUUGGUCGCCGUGCCCAUCUACUGGAAUCAGCACAUGUUCAAGGCCCUGGUGGGUGCGGUCCUUGGGGCUGGUCUUGUGAUCUUGUAUCUAGCUUGUAAAUGUAUCGGAUGGGUUGUGCUGAAGAAUCAGCUGUGGAAGGAAGAGCAGGACGCGAAAGAGUACAGACGGGAAUGGGAGUCGCAACUACAGCAGGAGGGAAACAAUGAGUUGAUAGCAAGACUCAAAUCUGAUGUGGACAGGAUCGAUAAAGUGAUCAAGGAGCAGUUUCAACGCUGCUUUGCUGCCGCUUCCAAGACAGGGAAUUGGCGCCUUCGAAGUUUGUUCGCAGAGCCGGUGGGAAGGUUUUCCUGCGUGGGCAAAGUCCGUCAAUGCACCAACGACUUUGGCCACCUCUUCUCAGAGGCCUCGAGCAUUAACGACCACUUCCACGAGUUCAUGUCGGAGCUGCUGCAGAACAAGUUCUGUGGAGGCGUCAACUUCAACAAGGCAGCCAUGGCGGGCGAUGACCAGGUCAGGGAGAAGCUCUCCUUCUUGCAAUCAGCUUCGAUGCUGGGCGAGGUGAAGGUAGACCUUUGCGACAAGCUCAUCUUUGUCCGAGGGCCCAUCAAACAGCCCGAGCGAGCGAUCCAGAAGUGCGUGAGGGCGUAUGGGAGAGACCCGGCCUGCUUGACCGACCUUGUACGUGCAAGUGUUGUCGUGGAGACCCUCGAGCAAGUUGGAGAAGUGAUGCGCUUCCUUGAGAGGAGCUCCGUCGUGGGAGCAGACAGCUACGUGAAGGAGGCAUGCCAGGGGGAUGCUGAUUCAGAGGGCGCUGAGGAAACAGUCUACUUCCGGAUGACGCGCGUGAAGAACACUUUCGAUGAUACGAGGGAGGACACCAGCGCCGGCCUCACUCUCAAGACUCUCUCGAUCAACCUGGAGGUCGGUUGGAUCUUUGAGAAUGACAAGUGCAAAAUUCUGCCUGUGGAUGAUUGGGUUCUCAAGACAGCAGAAACUCACAUCUUGUUGCCAACGCAUCCCUUGUGCGGAGGGGUUCUUUUCUAA